Molecule: messenger RNA, 1530 nt
Organism: Lepus europaeus (European hare)
Lineage: Eukaryota; Metazoa; Chordata; Mammalia; Lagomorpha; Leporidae
Product: THUMP domain-containing protein 1-like
Exons: 2
Coding region: 83-310 (75 amino acids)
Source: RefSeq, a predicted model, not a curated record
AGGCGAGGACACCGACCGCCGUGAAGGAACGCUUCUCGUUCGCCUCGGCUCAGGGGCGCCAUGGCAGACCCCGGCCAGCAGCAUGAACGAGCGCAAGUGCGUGGAGGAGGCCUAUAGCCUGCUCAGCGAGUACGGCGACGACAUGUACGGGCCUGAGAAGUUUACAGACAGGGAUCCACAGCCCUCCGGAAGUGAGGGAGAAGAUGAUGAUGUGGAGGCUGCCCUGAAGAGAGAAGUUGGCAACAUUAAGGCAUCUACGGAGAUGAGGCUAAGAAGAUUCCAGUCAGUGGAAAGUGGAGCAAUAACGUAGUGUUCUUCAGGACACUUGGGAUAGGUGGGUCCGACUAACACCCCUUCAGGAGUCUUAAUUUCAUGGUAACUGGACAUCUGCCUGUCCUAGGGAACAUUUCUUAAAAAUGGCAUCAGCACGUGGCUCGGUUAAUCAUUUGAUCAUGUCCUCUCCACAUUGUAUUCGUAGUAGGCAUAUGGAGCUGUAGAGUGAGUUGGUGAACUUGUACACUAUGUGGUUCUGGGAUUCCUUUCAGGUCUGGAUUGAGACGUCUGUACUAACUUAGCUAAUGAAUGAAUGAAUUUUUUUUAAAGACUUAUUUUAUUUAUAUGAAAGGCAGAGUUACUGAGAGAGGGAGAAGCAGAGGGAGGAGAGCUUCCAUUGGGUGGUGCACUCCCCAGAUGGCCACAGCAGCCCAGGCUGCGCCAGAUCAAAGCCAGGAGCCCAGAGCUGCUUCUGGGCCUCCCAUGUGGAUGUAAGGGCCAUCUGCUACUGCUAUCCCAGGCACAUUAGCAGGGAGCUGAGUCAGAAGUGGAGCGUCUUGACCCAAUGCAAUGCUCAUGUGGGAUGCAGGCAUCACAGACAGCAGCUUUACCCUCUAUGCAACAACACCGGCCCCAUUUAUUUUAAGUGACCAGCAGGCUUUUGCAUUUGUAAAAUUGUGUAGUGUUUAAUGUUUGUUGUUCUGCUACUUGCUGUUAUAGAGGAAAACAACAGCUGAGUGUUGCAGUUGCAUAAAUUAGGAUAUUACAAAAUGUUAACCCUAAUGUUUACAUGAGCAGUUUUUUACUAAAGAUCUUUUAGUUUCAUUUCCUUGAACUUUUUUUAAGGUUUAUUUAUUUAGUUUUAUUUUUUGAAAAGCAGAGUGACAGAGAGAGAUAUCUUCCAUCCACUGGUUCAUUCCCCAAAUGCCAACAACAGUUGGGGCUAGGCCAAGACAAAGCUGAGAACUCCAUCAGGGUGUCCCACAUGCCUGACACGGACUCACAUUUUUGCCAUCACCUGCUGCUUCCCAGUAUACACAUUAGCAGGAAGUAGAAUGGGAAACAGAGGCAAGAAUCAAUCCAGGCACUCUGAUAUGGGAUGUGGCUAUCCCAAGUGCCAACACUCAUGGCAAACAAGUUGUUUUAAAGGAUUAUUUAUUUAUUUAUUUAUUUGAAAGUCUGAGUUACAGAGAGAGAGCGAGAGAGAUGUCUUCUGUUGGUUCACUCCCCAGCUGGCCGCAACGGCUGCAGCUGCGC